AAGUAGUUUCACUUAGUUCAAUGAACUCAUUACAAUCCAAUACAAUUUGAUUCAAUAAUAUCCUCAUCAUCAUCAUCAUCAUAGUUUUUGUAAAUAAACAUUAAUAUUUUCACUACGGAAAUAUUAUCCAACGGAGGUUUCAGUAGAUCCACACACGUGACCAUCGCCGCCGCAAAGCCACAAGCAAGAGACAAAAAGCAUCGAUAGAUCGAGUGCAUGGAUGCUACGUCUUUCCAACACACAGAUUGACCAUGAACCCACACUUUUGAAACAAAAAUUACACACACAAACGGAAAAAGGAGAAGAAGCAGACCCAAAAAAGAAAAAAACAGAAAAAAGAGAGAAUAAAAUGGAGGAGGAUGUAAUGACAACGAUGAAGAAGAGGAAAAGGAGGAGUUUGUUUGAUAGUUCGAUUGUUUGUUUGAUUGAUUGAGAGCGCCGUCGUCGAAGGACAUUGCGUGACCGAGUUGCGGGAUUAGCAAUCCCAUGUGGUGCAAUCGUCACUUGAAAGCAGGAGUGGGGGAGAGUUCCGAUCCUAAACGGAAUCAUGAGAUUUAGCGUAGAAAGGAAGAGGAAGCCCACGCGGGUAGUACAAAGGCCUGCGGCGGUGAGGAUGAUGGGUGACGAGAAAACGCGUCCAGCGGAAGCGCUGGUGGCCGAGAUGGGCAAGAGAGUGCAAGAGAUCGAAUCGAAGCGGAAACAGGAACCGGGGGAAUGGACAAAGGAGGGAUGCGUGCUGGCGUAUGAGCGCGGACUGCAGGAAGGCCAGGGCCUUCACCCUCCGCCGCACGUCCUUCCUUACAAACCCCUCGGCGUGGUGGAUGUGAGUCGAGACAGAGCAUUGCUGCCGGUGCAGUACCGGGUCUACAAGAGGUCCCACAGUCGGCGAGAGGGUUGCAGGAAGGAGACCCCGGAUCCCGUGCCGGAGGAGAUUCUCAAGAGCAUGGACAGCGUGUCGUUGCCUCUGAAUGUGAAGAGCGCUAGCUGGAACGGCGAGCAGUGGUGUAGCCUUGGAUUCUCGCCUCGCAACGCCGAGGUCGCCAAUGGCUACGCGAUGCUCCGCGACGAGGUCAUCAAGUCCCACAAUCGACUCCACCACACCAAUAAAAUAAUAUUUAGGAUGGGGAGAUUUUUUCUCAAUGGAUUGUAUUUGGAAAAGCCACGUGCUAAAAGCAUUAGUUACCUUCAACCAAUUGAAGCCACUGAAACCAACUUCCGUCCUUAUAUUCCACCACUUCCUCUUGCCAACAUUGCUCGGUAUCAAAUCGAAGCUCAAAUUGAAGACAAUAAACAUUUACUUAAUUUGUACCGAGAGGAAGCAAAACGAACCUUGUAUUCUUACAGAAAAGCAUCUGCAAAGGUAUCAAUGGAAAAUUCUCCCAUGGACAAGAGGAAACAAUAUGGUGGACUGCCUGUAAAGGCUUGCUCAAAGCUUGCCCUAAAAACCUUAGACAAAAUAUUGGACGAUUCCAUGAAAUUUGACAUUUUACAAGCAAAGUACAACUUUGAUCUGUUGAAGCAACUUGCUGCUACCAAAUCUACCCGAGCAUACAUGUUUCCAAGGAAUUAUGCAGCAUUGAAGGAACUUCAAAAUGCAAAGGACUUCAUUUGCGAACCGGGCAUGGCAUCACAAAGGGCACAAAAGUUUAGAUCCAUGCUAUUAAAGUUCCCAUGGUAUGAGGUUUUGAUUAGUCUUAUCCUCCAUGAUGGGCAGCAUCCAAACAAAUCCGAGAUUUACAUAUUGGACCACAUUAGGUUUGUAAUUCAGACUCAAAACAAGUUUGAUGCUACCAAUUACUGUGACUUGAUAUGUGCAAUCCAAUUGAAGAAAUUGGAUAUGAAUAGCUUAUCUACACAUCACACAUUACAUUUUGUAAAAGAAGCCAUUUGUAUGACGGAUAUGGAAAUUAUUGAAAAAUUAUUUGAAAGAAAAGUAACAAGUUUGCCAUAUUGGUUGGAGGUGCAAGAAAACUUGGUGACCCAAGUGAAACGAAAACUUGAGACAAAAAUGUUGUUUCCUAGUAAAGAUUUGGUGAAUUCAACUCCUCUUUACCCAUUGCAGCCAUUGGUUUUCAAGCCCUUGAAACAAACUAAUGUAGAAUCUUUGCCCUCUUCAGCUACAUUGACAACUAGGAUUGACAAAGCUUGAAAAAAUAAAUAAAUAAAUAAAUAAAUCAAAAACGUCUAGUUCUUGUGUUGUAAGAUAUUGUACAAUGACACAAUAUUAAAAUUAGAUUGAUUUUUUAAAGUUUCUUGAGACUGGAUAAAACGAUUUGAAGAUAAAACUCAAACCUCAUCAAAUAAAAUAUGAAGAAAAUCUUUUUAUCAGAAU
Physcomitrium patens is the source of this 2332-nucleotide messenger RNA. RefSeq lists its product as uncharacterized. NCBI's taxonomy places the organism in Eukaryota, Viridiplantae, Streptophyta, Bryopsida, Funariales, Funariaceae. The record is from RefSeq and is a predicted model, not a curated record.